Messenger RNA from Equus quagga, 6799 nucleotides. It is a transcript of the gene PIK3R1, whose product is annotated as phosphoinositide-3-kinase regulatory subunit 1. The coding region runs from base 591 to 2765 and encodes 724 amino acids. Gene Ontology annotation, molecular function: 1-phosphatidylinositol-3-kinase regulator activity; protein binding. Lineage: Eukaryota; Metazoa; Chordata; Mammalia; Perissodactyla; Equidae. The record is from RefSeq and is a predicted model, not a curated record. Gene Ontology annotation, biological process: insulin receptor signaling pathway; phosphatidylinositol phosphate biosynthetic process. Gene Ontology annotation, cellular component: phosphatidylinositol 3-kinase complex. The transcript has 16 exons.
GAGAGGAGUCGCGAGCAGCUGGAGCGGAGUUGGAGGAAGCAGCGGCCGCGGCGAGGGCGGCGGGCGAGCGGCUCGGAGACGGCGAGCUCCCUGCGGGAACAGCCGGCGGGUGGGAGCUGGCUCAGAGGCGCGUCGGAGCGGUGCGCGCGGGAGGCCGCCGCUGCAGCCCGGGCCCCGCGGAGGAAGGAAGCCGGCCGGCGGGGGAGGUGCAGCUCGCCAGUGGAGUGCAACAGCAAAAUCAGGCGACAGAUGGACAGUGUGACAGGAGUGUCGGAGAGGAUUGGGCCUCGCUGUGAGAGUCAGCCUGGAGUCAAAGUGUUGGCAAGUUGCUGAAGAGGAAGCUAGUGGGAGGACUGUGGCCCACAGAGGAAGUGGAGCCCUGACUUCAGUCACAAUUGAUGGAGGACAGAUGGACAGCAGGAUGGCCAAUCACCUCUCCUCUUAAACCUUUGGAGAGUUGUCCUUUGUCCUCUGCUGGACACAUAUUGGGAAUCUUAACACACUCUCUGACUUCACUUUCCAUAGAAACGUAGAAUUAGGCUGCAGUGUGUGACCAGACUCGUCUGUUGCAUGGUCACAGGUUUGCAGACAUGAGUGCAGAGGGGUACCAGUACAGAGCGCUCUAUGAUUAUAAAAAGGAACGAGAAGAAGAUAUUGACUUGCACUUGGGUGACAUAUUGACUGUGAAUAAAGGGUCCUUGGUAGCUCUUGGAUUCUGUGACGGACAGGAAGCCAGGCCUGAAGAGAUUGGCUGGUUAAACGGCUAUAAUGAAACGACGGGGGAGAGGGGGGACUUUCCGGGAACUUACGUAGAAUAUAUUGGAAGGAAAAAAAUCUCGCCCCCGACACCAAAGCCCCGGCCACCUCGACCCCUUCCCGUCGCACCAGGUUCUUCAAAAACUGAAGCAGACAGUGAGCAACAAGCUUUGACGCUUCCGGACCUUGCAGAGCAGUUUGCCCCUCCUGACAUCGCUCCGCCUCUUCUUAUCAAGCUAGUGGAAGCCAUUGAAAAGAAAGGUCUGGAAUGUCCAACUCUCUACAGAACACAGAGCUCCAGCAACCUAGCAGAAUUACGACAGCUUCUUGAUUGUGAUGCUGCCUCCCUGGACUUGGAAAUGAUUGAUGUGCAAGUUUUAGCAGAUGCUUUCAAACGCUAUCUCCUCGACUUACCAAAUCCCGUCAUUCCAGUAGCCGUUUACAGUGAAAUGAUUUCUUUAGCCCCAGAAGUACAAAGCUCCGAGGAAUAUAUCCAGCUGUUGAAGAAGCUCAUUAGGUCGCCUAACAUACCUCAUCAGUAUUGGCUUACACUUCAGUAUUUGCUAAAACAUUUCUUCAAACUCACUCAAACCUCCAGCAAAAAUCUUUUGAAUGCAAGAGUCCUCUCUGAACUUUUCAGCCCUCUGCUUUUCAGAUUCCCAGCAGCCAGCUCUGAGAAUUCUGAACACCUCAUAAAAGUUACAGAAAUUUUAAUCUCCACCGAAUGGAAUGAACGACAGCCUGCACCAGCACUGCCUCCCAAACCACCAAAACCCACUACUGUAGCCAACAACGGUAUGAAUAACAAUAUGUCCUUACAAGAUGCUGAAUGGUACUGGGGAGAUAUCUCGAGGGAAGAAGUGAAUGAAAAACUCCGAGAUACAGCCGAUGGGACCUUUUUGGUACGAGAUGCAUCUACUAAAAUGCAUGGCGAUUACACUCUGACACUAAGGAAAGGAGGAAAUAACAAAUUAAUCAAAAUAUUUCACCGAGAUGGGAAAUAUGGUUUCUCUGACCCAUUAACCUUCAACUCUGUGGUUGAACUAAUAAACCACUACCGGAAUGAAUCUCUAGCUCAGUAUAACCCCAAGCUGGAUGUGAAAUUACUUUAUCCAGUAUCCAAAUACCAACAGGAUCAGGUUGUCAAAGAAGAUAAUAUUGAAGCUGUAGGGAAAAAAUUACAUGAAUAUAACACUCAAUUUCAAGAAAAAAGUCGAGAAUAUGAUAGAUUAUAUGAAGAUUAUACUCGCACUUCCCAGGAAAUCCAAAUGAAAAGAACAGCUAUUGAAGCAUUUAAUGAAACUAUAAAAAUAUUCGAAGAACAGUGCCAAACCCAGGAGCGGUACAGCAAAGAAUACAUAGAAAAGUUUAAACGCGAAGGCAACGAGAAAGAAAUACAAAGAAUUAUGCAUAAUUAUGAAAAGUUAAAGUCUCGAAUCAGUGAGAUUGUUGACAGCAGAAGACGACUGGAGGAGGACUUGAAGAAGCAGGCAGCCGAGUAUCGCGAGAUUGACAAACGCAUGAACAGCAUUAAGCCAGACCUCAUUCAGCUGAGAAAGACAAGAGACCAGUACUUGAUGUGGUUGACUCAAAAAGGUGUUCGGCAAAAGAAGUUGAACGAGUGGUUGGGCAAUGAAAACACUGAAGACCAAUAUUCGCUGGUGGAAGAUGAUGAGGAUUUGCCCCACCAUGAUGAGAAGACGUGGAAUGUCGGCAGCAGCAACCGCAACAAAGCUGAAAACCUCUUGCGAGGGAAGCGAGAUGGCACUUUUCUUGUCCGGGAAAGCAGUAAACAGGGCUGCUACGCCUGCUCCGUGGUGGUGGACGGCGAGGUGAAGCAUUGUGUCAUAAACAAAACAGCAACUGGCUACGGCUUCGCGGAGCCCUACAACUUGUACAGCUCUCUGAAAGAACUGGUGCUACAUUACCAACACACGUCCCUCGUGCAGCACAACGACUCCCUCAACGUCACACUAGCCUACCCGGUAUAUGCACAGCAGAGGCGAUGAAGUGCUUGCCCUCUGAUCCUUCUCCUGAAGUUCAACCACCCUGAGGCCUCUGGAAAGCACAGGGCUCCUCUCCAGCCUGCCCUGUGAAUUGAGCCGUGGAAGCCAAGCCGUCCGUCUUCAGAUGGGACUCAGAGCUUUCGACAAAAAAGUAGUAGGGGAAGUCGUGCAGCCUAGCGCUGUGCGAUGACCGUACGAUUCUAACCUGGAGUACUUAUCCUUCCUUUCUUUCCUUUUGUUUUUGGUUUCACUUAAAGCCACCACAACACACGACACAAAGAGAAAAAGAAAAGCAAAAAUCUCUGCGUGCAAGGACAAAGAGGCCUUUAACCAUGGUGCUUGUUAAUGCUUUCUGAAGCUUUACCAGCUCAAAGUUGGGACCUUGUAGACCGGAGGGUGGCCAGGGCUGGAGAGCCCUGGCCUGAGGACGCUCGGUCCAGCCUGGUUUAGCCUGGGUGUUGCUGUGCACGGUGGACCCAGACACGUCGCACUGUGGAUUAUAUUUUCUAACAAAUGAAAGAUAUGUAGCAGAAAGGCACUUCCGCUCAUAAGGGACACUUUGGGAGAACGUCAGCUCGCAUACGUUCAGAGGAAAUUCUGUUGUAGCAGAGUGCCAGAAAGUGUUCUGUUUGAACUUUUCAGAAAAAAAAAACCACCCACCACCAGAAAAAUGGAGCUUGGAAAACAGGACUUAAAAUGACAUUCAGUAUAUAAAAUAUGUACAUAAUAUUUGAUGACUAACUAUCAAAUAGAUGGAUUUGUAUCAAUACCAAAUAGCUUCUGUUUUGUUUUGCUGAAGGCUAAAUUCACAGCGCUAUGCAAUUCUUAAUUUCCAUUAAGUUGUUAUCUCAGUUUUAAAUGUACUUUCAGAAUAAGCUUCCCUCACCCCAAUUUUUGUUGCUUGAAAAUAUUGUUGUCCUUGUUGUUUGUGUUAAAAUUCAUUUGUUAUUCUUUUCCUUUUUUAAAAAAAAAAGAAAUGUACAGGAUGCCAGUAAAAAAAAAAAAAAUGGCUUCAGAAUUAAAACUAUGAAAUAUUUUACAGUUUUUCUUGUACAGAGCACUUGGCUGUUAGCCCAAGGUUAAAAAGUUCAUAACAGAUUUUUUGGACUAAAUGUUGUGUUGGGCAGUGCCUGAUAAGCUUCAAAGCUGCUUUAUUCAAUAAAAAAAGAGAGAAAGGUAUAUGAAUAUGAUGAAAUAUCGCUGAGUUCAACAAUAUUAUUUCAAAACUCUUAACAUACGGUACCUGGCAAUGUUUGUUUCGUCAAGAAUUGUGAACUUCUUGAAUCUCGGGAGGGGGAAGGUAGGCGAGAGAUGUACAGGUGGGUGGAGGGAGGGGCAGCGCGGUGGAUGCACUUUCUCUUUCUCAUGAUUAUAAAGAAGUGAAUAACUGCAGAGUGAAGUUGCUAUGCUCAGUCUUUUCCCACUUUGAUCUGCUAGUUAUUAUCAAUGAGUGACAAUUACGGACUUCCUGGAACUCUGACGCAGUGCAGCUGGCCAGAUAUUUCAGUUCUUAGGGAGGAGGUUAGGCUCCAGAACAGUGGUCACCUUUGUUGGGAACACUGAUUUCAAAGAAUAAUCUGUGCAUUUAGAAAAUGUCUCUUUCACGUUAGACUACCCAUUACAAACAUCAAGCGUUCAUUUUAGAAAAAGCAUGAUCUGAAAAAAAAUGUCAUCUGGAUAUUUGUCAUUUUCCUGCCUUUCCUUUCAAUUAAGAUCAUAAAGCAAAUAGACGUGAUCAUAACUGUUACUGCCCUGGGCUGUGAGGAGCUCGUUAACGUCAAGGCCAUUGCAGGAAUUGUAACAACAGUCCUUCUCGUUCACGUAAUUGUAUGUGCUAUACUUCACUGUGGUCAAAGGCAGGGGUGGUUAAUCUUUCCAGUUUAGGGCCAAAGGGAGAGGUCUCUCUCCCUGACUGACGUAAGCAAAAGCCUUUCAGUGCAGUGGAAACGUAUGUAUGUUGGGAGGAAUAAAGGACAAUGAAAAUCAUGGUCACUACUCCGGUAGAUUAAAAUGGAAUCCUGUAUAUUAAGUUCCUCCACAGCUUUAUUUCUCUUCCCUUCAACUAGUGGGGUGAGGGGUUUUUGUUUUGUUUUUUAAUGUUGUUCCUUUAAAAAUUCUUUGGAAAGAAUCCAUCUAGCAGCUGAGUUAACUGUAGAAUGUAUUUUUUUUUUCCUUUACAUGAAGCUACUCAUAUCAAGAGCAAUAGUCAGUCUUACAACCAGACUGUCGGCCCUCAAACUUGACUGUACUGAUCUGACCAUCUCCCUCUCAUCUCCAGACAAUUGAUGAUCUCCCUGGUUUUAGUCCGUGAGUGUCUGCUUUAAGAUUCUCCUCCCAUGUCACACAGAGGUCUAACAGUUAGUUAACAGUACUUUAUAAAUUAGAGGUGGUUCUUUUUUUUGGUAGCACAUCCAUGUAUGCUGUUAAGUAUAAUUUUCAUUUUAUUUCUAAAAUAUAAGAUCUGAGAUGGAAUGUUUCAUUAAAAGCUACAGUUUUGUUAAUGUUUUUGCUUCAACGCUCUCUGCAAGAUGCCAUGGCGUUUAGGCACUUGCCUCAUUUUUGCAUCUCACAGGCAUAAAUGCAAUAGACUUUUCUUUCAACAGCAAAGGCAGGAUUCAUCGUUCCGCAUCACAGCGAAUUACAGCUUACCCAUGAUUUUACACCUCUGCUGAAUGCCUUUUUGAUUGUGCGUAGCAUGCCCACAUUUGUCCUUCUAGAUGUUUGACCAGCAGGGCUCUUUGGAUUCAAUCAGACAAGUCAUCUCCUAACUGCAUUGAGUGGCUCACAAGUGUGAAUGGAUCCAGCAGAGGCACUCCUGAUACGUGCUUUUAUCCAUGCGCUGAUUCCCCCGCCACAAUGUAGCAUCCUGAACAUAAAAGCCAGAAGCUCAGCUGCAGAGAGGCUGUGAUAGGGCUGUAGAAGUGGGAGCACUGGGACCUGAUAAUACACACGAGAGAAAAAUCAUAACCACGUGAAAAGGCAAAAAGCAUGUGUUUGCAACAUUUGACAACUUCACAGCCCUUGAUAUAUGUAUAUAUGUAUAUGUGCAUGGACUGUGUUUCCAGGAUACCUUUCAGCCAAAACAGAUCCACAGUUGUUGAGUUCAAGUACAUAUCAUACAAAUGUCUAGUAGAAUUCUUGUAUAUGUUUAGGGGUUGUUUUUUUCUUUUGAAGUUGCUUUGUUUUGUCUUAUAAAGGUGAAAAUUGUUUGCAAGUGAAGUGAGAAGUUCAUAAUUCUUUGGCUUUUUUCUGUUUUUCAAAGUUACUCCUUUUGGGGAGCUGGUCUGGAUGACUCGCUUAACUUGGAAAUCUUUGUUUUCAGUGUGUCGAGUCAAAAUGUGUUUAUGUGAGCUGUCACUGUGGGGAACCAAUUGCUUUGUCCUAUAGCUAGUUACGUGUUUGGGAAGUCCUACUGAUGUUCCUUAUUGGGAGAAAAAUUCUGCUGGUUUUAACAACUGUGCUUUUGCUAUGCAUGGUAUCCAAGUCAGUUGGAAAGCAGACCCUAAAGUUUGAGUUCAGGGUCAUUUAAGAAAGGGGCAGUUUAAAACACAAUGCCUCACAUGGGACAAAGUUCCAAAAUGCCAAAUUCUUAUUUUUUAAAGAUCUAGUGAUAUAAAAUACUAGUCUUAUGAAUAGGGAGGGAACAGAAUUGGGUUCAUUGGAAACACUAUCCAACUUAACAUUAAACUUGUCACCAUGAGAUAGCAUUAGCUGCCCGGGAUGCUGCUAUUAAAAGAAAAAAGAAAAAAAAUCUCAUUUAUAUGUGUAUUUUUUAAAGCUAGGAUCUGUUCAAUGUUUUUACAAAUCUUGUUUCUAUGACAUUGUUAGAGUAAUGUUGGUCUUUUGACGAGAGGGAGGAUGUCACGGUCACUUGUAAUUUUGCCUUUACAAGGCAACGGGGGUGGGGGCGGGGGGAAGGUGGACCUCCUUGACAUUGUGUUCAAGCUAUAGAUUGAGCGGAGCUAUGUCUUGUUUUAAGUUGCUUCAAUGCAUUGUAUUAGGUCUUCAAACAGAAUAAAGGUUGUUUUGAAACUUAA